Exophiala oligosperma is the source of this 2049-nucleotide messenger RNA. RefSeq names its product cytosolic Fe-S cluster assembly factor nbp35. Lineage: Eukaryota; Fungi; Ascomycota; Eurotiomycetes; Chaetothyriales; Herpotrichiellaceae. Gene Ontology annotation, molecular function: ATP binding; 4 iron, 4 sulfur cluster binding; ATP-dependent FeS chaperone activity. Bases 290 to 1318 code for a protein of 342 amino acids. The record is from RefSeq and is a predicted model, not a curated record. The transcript has 2 exons. Gene Ontology annotation, biological process: iron-sulfur cluster assembly. Gene Ontology annotation, cellular component: cytosol.
CGCUACCAUGAGGAGACAUCCCACGUACUUGGGGCUCAUAUAAAUAUACGAGUCAUGAGGAUACGAGGGGUUGCGCAAGGCUGACCGAUCAGGCUGAGGUUGAAGGUGGGAUGAUGUUUGUCACCCGCGACAGACCAAUCAUUUUCUUGUGGCAUUAUUACCAAUCCAUCUUUUGCCUCUUCCACCAUGGUUCUGCUCAUCACAUAGAUUUCCCUUCAUCCCUGGUGUUGAUGUUAAACGACGAGUGUCUUCAAUAUAUCGUGCGGUGACGACCAGUUGGUCCCAAAUCAUGGCACCGUCAUUCGAAGAGCCACUCGCAGAGGCCCUGGAGGCUCCUUUGAAGGAGAAACCAAAUCUUGUUGCACCGGAACCUGAGCAUUGUCCGGGCCCUGAAUCCGAUCAAGCCGGCAAGGGUGACGCCUGCGAUGGUUGCCCAAAUCAGGCUAUCUGCGCAUCUGCGCCCAAAGGACCUGAUCCCGACAUUCCCCUCAUCACGGAGCGACUCGCGGGCAUAAAACAUAAAAUACUGGUGCUAUCAGGAAAAGGAGGCGUAGGAAAGUCAACGUUUUCCUCCCUGUUAUCACACGCAUUCGCAGCAAAUCCUGAUUCUGCCGUCGGAAUCAUGGACACCGACAUCUGCGGCCCGUCUAUCCCAAAGAUGAUGGGGGUCGAGAGCGAGACGAUACAUGUCAGCAACGCUGGUUGGAGUCCUGUUUGGGUGACCGACAACCUAGGGGUGAUGAGUGUGCAAUUCAUGCUCCCUAAUCGCGAUGAUGCUGUCAUCUGGAGAGGGCCCAAAAAGAACGGGCUCAUCAAACAAUUCUUAAAAGAUGUUGAAUGGGGCGAGUUGGACUACCUGAUAGUGGACACGCCUCCGGGCACUUCAGACGAGCACCUGUCUGUGAACUCGUUCUUGAAGGAGUCAGGGGUUGAUGGUGCUGUUGUGGUCACCACUCCUCAAGAGGUUUCCCUGUUGGAUGUUAGGAAAGAAAUCGACUUUUGCAAAAAGGCCGGCAUCCGAGUGUUGGGGCUGGUUGAGAACAUGGCUGGCUUUGUGUGUCCGAAGUGUACCCACGAGUCUCAGAUAUUCAAAGCCACGACAGGGGGCGGGAAACGAUUGUGUCAGGAUAUGGGCAUUCCUUUCCUCGGGUCGGUUCCUUUAGAUCCCCGAAUUGGCAUGGCCUGCGAUUUUGGAGAGAGCUUCUUGGAUAGCUUUCCCGACAGCCCAGCCUGUAAAGCAUUGAGACAGGUUGUGAGGUCGGUAGGCAAAUUGAUUGGAGAGGAUCCAGAUGAGGUUUUGCCAGACGGGCCAAUAUGAAAAGAAAGAAGGGAUUUUGGCUACCGCGUUACCCUCUUAACUCUGAAUGGACACUUCUGGGCAGAUUCAUCUUGGGCAAUGGCACACUGCACGCCUGGUGCUUGUCUGGGGCCGUCUCACACCUCCAAACAGCCAGUCCAACUUUAUCGGUAUCGACUGGUGAUAGCAUGGAAGCCAUUUCGACACUAGCAAAUGGACGAAGUGCAGUGUUUCCGCCUCAAGCAUCACACAUUACAUCUGGAGAAGACAGAACAGCCUCAGCCUCAGCCGAUACCCGUAUCCAACCCAAGCUCCAGUGUGGAAAUGGAGGCUUGAGACACACAUUAACAAGGCAGGAAGUUUCUGAUUAUGAAUACGCAAACCAGUGACGAGUCACGCGAAGCUAUGAGCUCGUAUUGAGGGCACGAACGGCAACUUGUGUCGAGAAGAACUCGCGUUUUAAGAUCCGUUCGAGGUGAAGCGCAAGGUUCAAGGGUGCACCGUGUAUCGUGCGCUACCUAAGUACGGAGCAGGUAGCACGGCGGUUACCGGACCAGGCGGACAUGAGCAUUUUGAAGGGUGAUAAGUUACAAUCAUGACUCGUUAGAGGUACAUGAGGGACGGAGGAUGGAGGAGUACCGUACUACAAUACUACGAGUCUGAGGCAUGAACUGAACGCGACGCCGAGGCUGCUCUUUAACAUGGACUAUACCAAUUCCGGACCGUAGACAAUACUAUACUUCCAAACCUCA